AUGCUGCACAUCUUACUUAGAAACGGCACUUAUUUUUCUCUUAUUGGCUGCUUCACUCAGUUUUUCCUAUUUGGGGUGUUUCUAGCUACAGAAAAUUUCCUCCUCUCAGCAAUGUCCUAUGAUAGAUUUCUGGCGAUCUGCAAACCUCUUCACUACACACUGAUUAUGGGUCCCGGGUUGUGUAUUUGUCUGAUCCUUGCCUGCUGGGCUUUGUCAAUCCUUCUUAUUUCCAUUGGUUUUAGUUUUGUAAUAAGUUUGAAUUUUUGUAGAGACAAUAUUAUUGACCAUUUCUAUUGUGACGUUCUUCCAAUAUUGAAGCUUUCUUUUGUAAUGAUUGUGUCUUCCUUUUCAUCUGCAACUGCUAUGCUCCCUCUCCUUGUAAUCAUAUCUACCUAUGGGUUCAUCAUCAGAGCCAUCACCAGGAUCUCAUCAUCCAAGGGAAAAAAGAAAGCUUUCUCCACCUGUAGUUCCCCACCUGGGAGUCGUCUCUACAUAUUAUUCCACCAUGAUUUUGGUCUAUAUGAUUCCAUCUGGUCAUUCUGUGACAAUGAGCAAAGUUCUAUCUCUGCUCUAUACGGUGGUCACCCCACUAUUGAACCCCUUUAUUUACACCCUCAGAAAUCAAGAGAUCAAUGCAGCUGUAAGACAAAUCUUGCCAUCCACAACCAGGCCCUAAAAAUUGUUAGUCUAUUAGAAGGUAAUUUGGACCAAACCUUAUUUAAAUUGGUUUUAAAUCAUUACAUUACAUUAUUACAUUACAUUACAUCGAGUUUAUAUAGCGCCAAAGGGUUUGCUCAGCGCUGUACAAUAGAGGGGGGGGGACAAUACAUGAAACAGUACAGCAACUACAAACAGCACACGAGGGGUUAUAGGGCCCUACUCUUUCGAGCUUACAAUCUAGGAGGGAAGGGGUAG
This is a messenger RNA of Staurois parvus, 915 nucleotides long. The record is from the annotation of a GenBank genome assembly. NCBI's taxonomy places the organism in Eukaryota, Metazoa, Chordata, Amphibia, Anura, Ranidae.